Molecule: messenger RNA, 826 nt
Organism: Phlebotomus argentipes
Lineage: Eukaryota; Metazoa; Arthropoda; Insecta; Diptera; Psychodidae
Product: pyridoxine/pyridoxamine 5'-phosphate oxidase-like
Exons: 3
Coding region: 58-789 (243 amino acids)
Biological process (GO): pyridoxal 5'-phosphate biosynthetic process; pyridoxine biosynthetic process
Molecular function (GO): pyridoxamine phosphate oxidase activity; FMN binding
Source: RefSeq, a predicted model, not a curated record
CGUAUAUAUAUUUUGUUGUCAAGUGGAUCGCUCAGGCAUUUUUUGUUUACCACUUCUAUGCGAUUUUUCAGGCAGUUUUCGGCCAUGGCUACUCCAGGAAUCUCGUCCUUGCGAUACAAAUACAUGGAGCGAAGUGAAGCCUUCAAGGAAGACAGCCUCGUGAAGAAGGAACCCUUUUCGCUAUUCCGGGAGUGGUUUGAAGAGCUUCUCAAGGAUCCGGCUGUCAAUGAGCCCAACGCGAUGUGCCUCUCUACCGUGGACAAAAAUGGGCAGCCGAGAUCACGAUAUGUGCUGAUGAAGGGCUACACAGACGAUGGAAUCACGUUCUUUACCAACUACGAGAGUAAUAAGGCCAGGGAUAUGCUGGAGAAUCCGAAGGUGGCCCUGAAUUUCUACUGGUUCGCCCACAAGCGGCAGAUUCGCGUCGAGGGAGUGGUUUCCAAGGUUACACAGGAAGAGUCUGAAGAGUACUUCCGCUCCAGGCCUGUGGACAGCCAGAUGAGCGCAUCCAUCAGUCAGCAGAGUCGCAGAGUGCCCAGUCGGGCGCAUCUGGACGAACUGAUGGAAGGCGUGAAGAAGGAAACCGAGGCGGCGGGAGGAAAGGUGCCCAUGCCAAACUGGGGCGGAUAUCUGGUGAAGCCGCAGCUGUUCGAGUUCUGGCAGGGGCAGUCCAACAGACUGCAUGACCGCAUAGUGUUCAGACGAUCUGCAGGCGUGGAGAAGGAAGUUGACGGCGUGUUGACGAAACAGGGCGAAAAUGGGUGGGUUUUUGAGCGUCUCGCUCCCUAAUUUCUAGUCAUUCUGCCAAAAUUCACUGUCUUCCAAC